Messenger RNA from Sclerotinia sclerotiorum 1980 UF-70, 852 nucleotides. RefSeq lists its product as hypothetical. The transcript is spliced from 3 exons. The record is from RefSeq and is a predicted model, not a curated record. The coding region runs from base 1 to 852 and encodes 283 amino acids. NCBI's taxonomy places the organism in Eukaryota, Fungi, Ascomycota, Leotiomycetes, Helotiales, Sclerotiniaceae. Gene Ontology annotation, molecular function: protein binding.
AUGCCGGCGAUCAUAUCAAGCGAUAAUUAUUCAGUUGAAUCUAAAGCCCUGUGGACUAGGAUGAUGGAAGCAAAUGAAUAUAGUGAUUUCAUUAUUAAAUGUCACUCAAGGACAUUUCAUGUCCAUCGAAUUGUCGUUUGCACGCAAUCGAAACCAAUACAGGCUGCAGCAAAUGGAAAUUUCCUGGAAUCUGUUACUGGCGUUCUAGACCUAGUGGAUGAUGACCCCGGCACUGUCGAAAGAAUGAUCAACUUCUUUUACCUCCAAGAUUAUGACGAUUCCGAGACGAUUGAAGAAGCUAAGGAAGGUUAUGGACGUCUUUUAAUCAACACAAUGGUGUAUAUUAUUGGCGACAAAUACGAUAUCCAAGGCCUCAAAACCCUCGCAAAAAGAAAGUAUGAGGCAGCCAUAGAUACGGAGUGGAAUACCCCUUCUUUCUCGGCCAGUUUAGAGCUUAUGUACGAAGAGCUCCCAGAGAGUGAUAUGUGUCUUACGUCGCUUGCCCUUCAAACUGCAAGCAAGCAUGUGAAGGAACUCAAAGAUAAAGAGGAAUUCACUAGUCUGUGCAAAAAUAAUCCUGCAAUUGCCUACGACCUGUUCACGACGGCUGCCUCGCAAUCUUCUGCAACCAUCUGCCAACCUAAGGUGCAUAAGGAAACCACAGAACAUUGUCCCAAAGGCCAUAGUUUCACACAUCUUAAAGAUAUACAUGCGAUGUAUGAUUCGAACUUGGGGAAAUGGAAGGUGAAAUGUCCAAAUUGUGCCAUGCAGAAGGUAUGUUAUAAAGUUGAUGGUUCGUGUGAUCUAGAGGCGAGGUGGGAUGGGGAUGGGGUUGGUUAUUGGUAUUUAUGA